Pistacia vera is the source of this 4867-nucleotide messenger RNA. RefSeq names its product putative disease resistance protein At4g19050. The transcript has 8 exons. The record is from RefSeq and is a predicted model, not a curated record. The coding region runs from base 970 to 4779 and encodes 1269 amino acids. Lineage: Eukaryota; Viridiplantae; Streptophyta; Magnoliopsida; Sapindales; Anacardiaceae.
AAAAGCGAAGGAGAAAGGAAAAAGUGUGUGAAAAUGGUCGAAAUCGCGAGUUUUGUUCUGGAUGUUGUCAACUGUUGGCUGCUUCGAUUGGGCGUCCAUUUAAAUACUUGUACAACUACAAUACCAAUUUCAAAAAUCUCGAAAAGGAAGGUACGAAGCUGAAGAAUACAAGAGGCGAAGUGCAGGUUAAGGUUACUGCUGCUGAAAGAAACUUGGAAGAGAUCAACCAGACUGUUAAGGACUGGCAGACGGAUGUUGAGAAGACCAUUAAUGAAGCGAGCAGUUGAUUCAAGCAAAAGAAAACAACCCACGAUGUUUCAAGGGAUUGUGCCCCAACUUGAUCAUCCGCUACAAACUUAGUAGGAAAGCACUGGAUUAAAGCGGGAUGAUUGGUUCACUCUUGCAGGAAGAAAAGGAAUUCAAAGAAGUUGCCCAUCCAACUAAUCCACCAGAGAUCUGGCUUAGAUCUAACCAAGAUAUUGGCUUUCGAAUCAGAAACUCCACAGUGAAGAAUGUAUGGGAUGCAUUGAAGAAUGAGAAUAUCUACAUGAUCGGUGUUACGGAGGGUGGUUGGGAAGACCACUCUUGUGCAGGAAGUUGGAGACAAGCCGAGAAGGAUAAGCUCUUUGAGGAGAUUGUUUUUGUAGAGGUAACAGAAACUCCGGAUACAAAAAAAUUCAAAUAGCAAUUGCAAAAAAGUUAGGUCUUGAGUUUGAAGAGAAGGAAGAUGAGAGUGACAGAGCAAAAAAGUUAUAUUCUAGAAUAGAGAAGAGAAUAUCCUUUUAAUUGUAGAUAAUAUUUGGAAAGAGUUAGAGGUGACGUCGGUGGAAUUCCUUCCGAAGCUGAUCGUGGAAGAAGUAAAAUAUUGAUGACAACAAGAAAUGUAGAUAUGUUGGAGAAGAUGGGUUCCACAAAAAAUAUCGGGAUGGGCAUUUUAAAUGAAGAAGAGCUUGGAGCCUAUUCAAGAAAAUGGCAGGUAAUGUUAUUCAAACACCUGAAUUGAAUUCUUUACCAAAUGAUGUAUGCAAAGAAUGUGGAGGUUUGCCCAUUAUCAUUUGUACUAUAGCAAAGGCAUUAAGGAACAGAAGACAAAAAUCUCAAUGGGAAGAUGCUUUGCGAAUACUAAGAAUGCCUUCCCCAGCAAAGUUCACAAGACUUUUAGAAAAGGAAUAUUCAAAGAUUAAGUUGAGUUAUGAUUAUUUAGAAGAUGAUGAGCUCAAGAAAACUUUCAUAAUUUCUAGUCUAAUGGAAAACGACACUUCCAUUUCAAACUUGCUCAAGAAUAUCGUUCGUUUGGGUAUACUUGAAGGAGCUAACCUUACAAUAGAGCAAGCACGAAAUAGACUAGAUUCAGUGGUCAAGGAACUCAAGGACUCUUGCUUGUUACUUGAUGGUAGAACCAAAAGAAGAUUUUCUAUGCAUGACGUUGUUCGCAUUGUUGCUUUAACAUGUGCAUAUACAGAUCACCAUGUAUUUACAGAAAGAAAUGACAUUGAAAGUGAAUGGAAGGAUAAAGAUAAACUUAGAAAAUGCACAAUUAUCUCUUUAGUUGGUAAUAAAAUUAUUACUCAACUUUGGCCUGAAGCAUUAGAUUGUCCAGAGCUUGAAUUUCUUAAUAUGAGUGAGAGGGGUUCUUCUUUCGAAAUCCCUAAGGAGUUUUUUAUGGUGAUGCCAAAGCUAAAAGUUUUAAAUUUAUCUAGAGUACAAAAGUCGUCGUUGCCGUCGUCAUUUGAUCUUUUGACAACCUUUUUAAAUUUAUUUAGAAUACAAAAGUCGUCGUUGCCGUCGUCACUUGGUCUUUUGACAAACCUUCAAACAUUGUGUUUAGAUGGUAGCGAAAUUGAAGAUGUUGCUAUUAUUGGAAAGCUUAAGCAGCUAAAAGUCCUUAGCUUGCGAAAUACUAGAAUUAAGAAUUUGCCUACAGAAAUGGAUCAGUUGACUGGAUUAAAGUUUUUGGAUUUAAGCAAUUGUUGGCAAUUAAAAGUUAUUGUGCCAAAUGUGAUAUCAAAACUAUUGCAACUAGAAGAACUGUAUAUAAAAGGAUGCAAUAUUCAGUGGAAGGUAGAAUUACUCAAGGAGUUGAAGCACUUGACUCAAUUGACCACUUUAAAAUUAGAUAUUAAAAAUGACAUAGUUUUGCCUCAGGUCUUCUUUUCCAGAGAGCUUAGAAGGUACAAGAUAUCAAUGGGUAAUGAAUGGUGGAACUCAUAUGGUUGGCCCAAAUCCAAUUACAAAUUUUCAAGAAUUUUGAAAUUUAAAUAUGAUUCUACCAUCUCUUUAGAAGAAUUACGAAUUCUCAAGAAUGUUGAACUCUUAGGGUUGGUCGAAUUUUCAGAUGAUGAUAACAAUCUCACGCCACUUUUUAACAAAAAGGUUAUCUUCUAUGAUUUGACGGCCUUGGCACUAGAAGUUACUAGUUCUAGAAAGAUUUGGGACAGCCAACCUCCAACAUUCAUGUCUUCCUUGGCACACUUGACCUUGAAGGGAUGUAAAAAAAUAAAAUAUGCGUUUUCAAUUUGCAUAGUCAAAAGCCUCCAGGCUUUACAAUACCUUGUGAUAAGAGAUUGUGAGGUUUUAGAACAGAUUGUUGCGGAAGAAGGAGUAGAAGCCGUUGUUACUUUUGCCUUUCCGCAGAUAACCUUUUUGAUGCUUGAAAAUUUACCAAAACUUACAGCUUUUUGUCAUGGUAUAGAUACUUGGGAAUUGCCAAUGUUAGAAGGGUUGGUGGUGAAGGAAUGCGAAAAAUUCACUUCAAAGUAUCUAAGCUUCCAUGAAAAUUCACUUCGUAUAUUGGACAAUGAGAUCAACCAUGAUUUGGAGGUAUUUAAUUUAAAGGAUGGUGCGAAAGAGGUUAUAUGGCAGAGUCACACUAAAGCUCUUAAGAUCUCAUAUGAUAACUCAACAGAUAUUCCACUUGGACUCAUUCCAAGAUUUGAAAAUCUGAAUGAGCUUAGACUAUAUUUGCCUGAUCAAUACAAAGAGCUAUCAUUUCCAAAUCUUCCAAAUCUUGAAGUUCUAGAUGUACAGGGUUGUAGCAAAUUGAUAAGUCUAGUGUCAUCUUCAGCUUCUUUUCAAAAUCUUAAAGUUCUAAGAGUUUUCUUUUGCAAUGGGUUGAUGAAGUUAAUAACACCUUCAAUGGCUAGAGGCUUGGUGCAACUGAGAGAGAUGAGUGUAGAGUAUUGUGAAAUGUUGAUUGAAAUAGUAGAAAAUGAGGGAGACGCAACAACAACCGAAAUUGUUUUUAACAAUUUGAAUAAGUUGUCACUUACAUGUUUAGAAAGUCUCACAUGCUUUUGCUCUGGGAAUUACUUAUUCAAUUUUCCAUCUUUGGAAGACUUAAUUAUACGGUAUUGCCCCAAUAUGAAGACUUUCUCUCAAGGAAUCUUAAGUACACCAAAGUUGCAAAAAGUCAAUUAUGAGAGCUUUAAAGAGACUGAAGAUGUUAGGGAGGAAGAGGAAGAAGACUGGGAGAGAAUGGAGGUAGAGAAUGAGGAGAAUGAUCUUAAUAAAACCAUACAAGGAGCAUACAAGAAACAAGACAUCUCCCUUUAUUUAAAGUUCUUGACAUUCCAAGAUGAUAGUUCUACAGAGAUUUGCUACAAUCAACAUCCAAAUUCCUUCUAUCAAAAUUUGACACACUUGAUUUUGUCAGGUUGUGAAAACAUAAAAUUUGCAUUUCCAUCUUCCAUUGCCCAAAGCCUCCACAAACUCCAAUACCUAAAGAUACAUAAUUGUAAGGUUUUAGAGGAGAUUGUUGCAAAAGAAGAAGGAGCAAAUGGAGUUGUCAAUUUUGUCUUUCCACAUGUAACCUUUUUUAAGCUUGAAGAUCUACCAAAACUUAGAGCUUUCUAUCCUGAAAUACAUACUUCCGAAUGGCCAAUGUUAAAAGAGUUGCUGGUGAUAAAUUGUGACAAAUUAUCAUCAAAAUAUCUAAGCUUCAAAGAAAACAAUGAGGAGAAUGGACUUAAUAUUUCAAAUCCAAAUUCUAUCUUUUUGGACGAUAAGAUCAACAACGAUUUGGAGGUAUUUGAAUUAAAGAAUGGUAGGUCAUGGGGUGAGAAAUGGAUUAUAUGGCAGAGUCAAUCUAAAGCUCUUGAGAUCGGAUAUGAUAACUCAGUAAAUAUUCCACUUGGAUUCCUUCAAAGAUUUGAAAAUCUGAAUGAGCUCAAACUAUUUUGGUGUGAUCAAUAUAAAGAGCUAUUCUUUCCAAAUCUUCCAACUCUUGAAGUUCUAAAUUUACAGGACUGUAUCGAAUUGAUGAGUCUAAUGUCAUGCUCAGCUUCUUUCCAGAAUCUUAAAGUUCUAAGAGUUGACCAUUGCGAAAGGUUGAUGAAGUUAAUAACACCUUCAACGGCUAGAGGCUUGGUGCAAUUGAGAGAAAUGAGCGUAGAGUAUUGUGGAAUGUUGGUUGAAAUAGUAGAAAAUAAGGGAGAUGCAACAACAACUGAAAUUGUUUUUAACAAUUUGAACAAGUUGUCAUUUACAUGUUUGAACAACCUCACAUGCUUUUGCUCUGGGAAUUACUCUUUCAAUUUCCCAUCUUUGGAAGACUUAAUUAUACGGUUUUGCCCCAAUAUGAAGACUUUCUCUCAAGGAAUCUUAAGCACACCAAAGUUACACACAUUUUAUUAUGACAACUGCGAGAUGGAUUUAGAGAGUGGCGGGAGUGAGCUUAAUGCAACCAUUCAAAAAGAACACAAAGAAAAGGUACUGUUUUGCAAAUAUUGCGUUAGAAUAAGAUUCACAUAUUUCCUUCCAGCAUUGGAAGCUUUAAUCUAGUGUUAUGCAAAACUGGCUUAUUUCAGCAUAAGGUUUGCAUUCGGACUCUAACAUUGGCAUUGGGAAAUUAUGUAAUUAUCAUAAUUAC